Cyprinodon variegatus (sheepshead minnow) is the source of this 1323-nucleotide messenger RNA. Its product is annotated as aquaporin-3-like. The record is from RefSeq and is a predicted model, not a curated record. The transcript is spliced from 6 exons. Gene Ontology annotation, cellular component: plasma membrane; basolateral plasma membrane. Gene Ontology annotation, biological process: water transport; glycerol transmembrane transport. Gene Ontology annotation, molecular function: urea transmembrane transporter activity; glycerol channel activity; water channel activity. The coding region runs from base 74 to 985 and encodes 303 amino acids. NCBI's taxonomy places the organism in Eukaryota, Metazoa, Chordata, Actinopteri, Cyprinodontiformes, Cyprinodontidae.
UCAGAGCCAUUUAGAAGGCCCCGUGCAUCUGUGGCGUUUGCAUCUUCUCACAGUCUCACCAGCCUGCAAAAUCAUGAGUCGACAGAAGAUUUAUUUGGACAAAUUGGCCCGCUUCUUUCAGAUCCGAAACAAGCUGCUCCGCCAGGCCCUGGCAGAGUGCCUUGGCACUCUCAUCCUUGUGAUGUUUGGCUGUGGUUCUGUGGCCCAAUUUUCACUCAGCAAAGGUACCCAUGGACAGUUCCUUACUGUCAACUUUGCCUUUGGCUUUGCUGCCACUCUAGGGAUCCUUGUCUGUGGCCAAGUAUCAGGUGGCCAUUUGAACCCUGCAGUGACUUUUUCACUUUGCUUGCUUGGAAGAGAUAAGUGGAGAAAGUUCCCCAUGUUCUUCCUCUUUCAGACAAUUGGAGCCUUUUUUGCUGCCGCUGUGAUUUUUGGCAUGUAUUAUGAUGCCUUGUGGGACACCGGAUGUUUCACUGUUGAUGGGGAAAAUGCCACCGCUGGAAUCUUUGCUACUUACCCAGGGAAACAUCUCACUCUUGUGAAUGGUUUCUUUGAUCAGAUUAUUGGCACAGCAGCCCUCAUAGUCUGCAUUCUGGCAAUUGUGGACCCAUACAACAACCCAAUCCCACAAGGUUUGGAGGCCUUCACAGUGGGAUUUGUGGUUCUGGUCAUUGGAUUGGCCAUGGGCUUUAACUCUGGUUACGCUGUCAAUCCUGCAAGAGACUUUGGACCACGUCUUUUUACUGCCAUGGCUGGCUGGGGAAGUGAUGUUUUCACGUUUAGAAAUGGAUGGUUUCUGGUGCCGCUUUGUGCGCCAUUCCUUGGAGCCAUUAUUGGCACCAUGAUUUACCAGGUAAUGGUUGGUUUCCACAUCGAGGGAGAAUUUCGGGAUAGGCAGGAGGCGAAAGAACAGGAGGAGAAUCUACAACUCACCGUCACAACCAACUCCAAAUCUAAUUCCAACGGCAAAGAGGCUAACUGCUAAAAAUAGGCCAACAAAGGCAUGUCUAAAGAGUGUUAGAAAGAUUUAAAGUCGCUGAAAUCUACCCAUGUAAAUAUGGUACUGUUAUAACACCGUUUUAUAAUUCCUGCCAGUUAUAUAUUGGAAAACCGUCUUCAAGAUGACUUUUCUUCACAAUAUUGUGUAGCUGUAUUAUAUUGUAGAUUUAUUUCUAUGUACAGAAUAAAUAGAGACACUAUUUCUCAAGGAAGUGAUUUUGGUCCAGAACUGACGUGUCUGUUGUACUUCCUUUUUAACAGUAUUUUACUCUUAUCUCCUAUAUUUUUUAUAGUUUCAUGUAACAUUCAUUGUAAAGUUUUUUU